AUUCACAAAGGGUACUAAACGUUAAAGGAAAAUAAAAAGUAGGCGGGUUUAUAUCAAACUAGCCUCUUUCAGACAUUUACUUGUACACCAUGUUAUAUGUUUAUGUUGUGUAUGUAUAUACAUAUAUACUUUUUUUUCAGACAAUUUUAAACACUUAACAUAUUGCAAAAAUAUAUAUUUUAAGGAAUAAUUUCAUGUCUUAUAGGCUUCUUAACCUGCAAAUUAAAAAAAUAACAAAUCACAUACAUUUAAUGGAGUAAAAUAGUAGGCUCUAUUUCCUCUCGAAAGUACAAUAACAACAACACUUCUUGAGUAAAUUACUUAUAUUUUUAUUUGGAUUUACCCGGAAAAUCAUGUUGUAGGCAGAAUCAGUUGUAGUGGCCAUUUUGUAUAUAUAAAAAUCUAGAUCAUAUGAUAAAAAAGCUAUUUAAAAAGCCACUGCUGCACCAUGGGCUUGUAUUCUAUGCAGGUAAAAUAAGUCAAAUGUGUAUUCGAAGUUCCUCUGGUUUUCAUGGUUUAAUUUUCCAAAAAGAAAGUAAGCAAACAAAUGACAGGGGAAUCUUUCAUAGUUCUCCUGCACAGGAAAAAAAUGAAAAAUACAGCAAACACAGGCCCACCCAGGUGCAUUGUGGUCCUACACCUAUCCUUCUAUCUAUACAACCUUGGGUGCCCACAGUGUUACCAAAAUUCCCAAACAAAACAAAAUCGUGACCAGACAAAACUUAACGUGCUAAACAAUAAUUAAACUAAACUUCAACAUCUGUAAAUGUUUUGCAGUUAUCCCAUCUACUCACCCACAACACAAGUCAGGGUGCACAUUGCGUUUUCUCCACUAGGUGGAGCGCUUACCUCUUCUUUUGGCUGCGACAUCCACCACUAAAAACAGAGUGGACCUAAAUAACAGCAACAUAACAACAGUAUCAGGCCAACACCUCGUUAUUCACCCUGACAUUGUUUAUCAUGUGGUUUCACUGUAUGAUAUAUAUGUUAUUACAGUAGAAACAAGGGGUCUGUGGGGGGGAGGGGGUGACUGUGCGCCUCCCUGCCUGAAGCUCCGCUCCUUUGGACCAAACUUUGCCAUGUGAUUCACUGAGUCGCAACUGUUGCACAGACUUAUCAUUCAGUCCACUGAGCAGCCCUGACCUGCAGCAGCAGCAGCAGCCUCCCCAAACAUGAUCCCAUCUCCUCCGCGGCUCUUACUCACUGAAAGCAGUCGACCUACUCUUCGCGCAUCGGGCUGCGUUUUUUUUCUUCCUGCUGCGCGCGUGAAGUUUCUCCUCGGGAUGUGAUGGAAUUAAUUUGUGUCCGGAGUCGCUCUUUGAGGGAAAGGCUGCUGACGGAUGAACAGAAGCGGACUUCAAGACAGCGCAGCUCAGCGUGAUGGAUGAAACAUCGCCUACAUCGGGGAAUACAAAUAACUGGAAGGCUCUUUAAGAAGGUGACUGGAGACUUGCAAGAUUGGCAGAACCUAUUAAGAAGCAGUCUGUAAAAGCACAUCCAGGCACAGCUACAUCCAAGAAUGAGGAUCAAAUACACAAUAUACAUCGUCUUCUUUGUGACACUUGUUAUCAUUGAGAAGGAAAACAACAUUAUCUCAAGGGUUUCAGAUAAGCUCUCCUUAAUGCAGACCCCCCAGACCCCUCUACCGCCCAGUGGUUUCUCCCACAUACUGCUGAAGCACAAUGGUUCCUUAACCUCAAUCAGCAAGAUGGACUCUGCCUUCACGUUGAUGAAGCGGCGCCUGGAGAACUUCAGUGAGCACCAGGGGGUGGUGAGGAGGGGCAGGAAACACAUCCUCCUGUUGGCCACAACCAGGACGGGCUCCUCGUUUGUGGGCGAGUUUUUCAACCAGCAGGGUGACAACAUGUUUUACCUGUUCGAGCCGUUGUGGCACGUCGAGAAGAUGCUGACACUGGAAACUGGUGGCACCAAUGCCACAGUGGCAGCGAAGGCAUACCGUGACGUGCUCCAGCAGCUCUUCCUGUGUGACUUCUCCCUGUUGGAGAGCUUCAUCGAACCCCCCCCUGUGGACCACAUCACCCCUGCCCUCUUCCGCAGAGAGUCUAGCAUCUCUCUUUGUGAGGACUCGGUCUGCAGCCCUCCCAUCAAAGGAGUCUUUGAGCCUUAUCACUGCAGGACCAGGCGCUGUGGGCCCCUGAACCUGACCAUGGCAUCUGAGUCCUGCCUCCAAAAGGAGCACAGGACCAUCAAGUCAGUGAGGGUGCGCCAGCUGGAGACCCUCCGUCCUCUGGCUGAGGACCCACGCCUUGACAUAAAGUUCAUUCAGCUGGUUCGGGAUCCCCGGGCUGUAUUAGCCUCCCGCAUGGUGGCCUUUGAAGCCAAGUACAAGAACUGGAAACAGUGGGCUAUGGAUGGGGAUGUGCCCAUUGAUGACGAUGAAGUCAGAAAGCUGAAAGGGAACUGCGACAACAUUAGGAUGUCCGCUGAGAUCGGCCUGAGACGGCCACCGUGGCUUCGCAAGCGAUACAUGCUCGUUCGGUAUGAGGACAUUGCUCGGUUCCCCAUGAGGAAGGCCACGGAGAUGUACAAGUUUACUGGAAUCCCGUUCACUCCACAAGCGAAAUCCUGGAUCCUGAGGAACAUCCAAGCCUCUAAGAAGGCCAGUGGUGUCUACUCAACUCAGAAAAACUCCUCAGAACAAGUAGAGAAAUGGAGGUUCAGUUUACCAUUCAAAAUAGCCCAGGUUGUACAGAAAGUUUGUGGGCCAACACUGAAGCUUUUUGGGUAUAAAUCUGUCAGCAGUGAAGAAAUGCUCACAGACAAGUCGAUUAGUCUGAUUGAGGACAAGAUGUUCAACUUUUUAUCACAAACAUGAACUCUGAACCCUGAUGCAGGAAAAAAACAAUCCUUUGGAAAAUUGUGGAUAUUUAUUAGGGUCUUUUAUGCUGAUACUGAGAGCUUUAUAUUUUCUGACUGUGCUAUUUAAAGCGUUUUACUAUUUAAAACAAUUUGAUGAAGAAAAUGAUUGUUGAGAAGAAAAUACAUCUUGAGGUUUCAAUUACUGAAGCAAGGGUGUUUGAAACAAUAUAGGUACUGUACAUAUGGGUAUAGCAAGGUCAAAAUAGAAAGCUGUCUUUGUUUUUGCACUUUUUUCUCUGUUUAUCGUUGGCUUAUCCUGCAAGUCUGUCAAGAUUUAUUUCCUUAGCAAAUAUAGGAGGUCCUGGGGGAGAUGGCUGUCGGUUUGUGAACAAUAAGGACCUGUUUCACACUCAUUAGUUAUUUUUGUCUGGCAACUUCUGAGUAAUAAGCUGCUUUUACACCAAAGAAACUUGAAAUGUUUAUGCAUAGCCAAAAAAAAGGAAUUGCUUAGUAUAGCAAUUCUCAUAGCAGGAACAGGAAAUAUCAAUUUUUUGCCAGGUAAUUUCUACGCAUGAGAUUUAGAAGUAAUGUCCCAUGCUUAUUUAUUUAUUUCUUCUCUUUCCUCAAUGUCAUAAUGACUCCAGCUUUGAAUGUUCUCCACAGGUUCUUUUCCCCUCUGCAGGGGUACUUUUCUUGCACACGUAUACUGUAGUUUGCUGUACAUGCAUGUUUGUAAUUGGCCAAAAAGUUGUUUGAAGUUGUCCUCGGCACUGUAAGGACCCAUUCUGUAAAAACAGAUGUUUACACUGCCACUGUAUGCAAACAUUCCAACUGCAGCUGGUUUGCAGGAUUGUGCGAGGUUGGUCGGCAGGUCUCUGUCUGUUGACACAAGUCUCUCGGCUGGUGAAAAAAAAGAGGCCCUGAUACUUUGGCCGGCCAGACAGUUUUGCUGAUGUUCCAGUCUGUUCCUCUUGCAUUUUGUCUGUCACAAUAAACCUUCUUUUACAUGA
Acanthopagrus latus (yellowfin seabream) is the source of this 3830-nucleotide messenger RNA. Its product is annotated as carbohydrate sulfotransferase 3-like. The record is from RefSeq and is a predicted model, not a curated record. Bases 1520 to 2836 code for a protein of 438 amino acids. Gene Ontology annotation, cellular component: Golgi membrane. The transcript is spliced from 3 exons. Gene Ontology annotation, biological process: N-acetylglucosamine metabolic process; carbohydrate metabolic process. NCBI's taxonomy places the organism in Eukaryota, Metazoa, Chordata, Actinopteri, Spariformes, Sparidae. Gene Ontology annotation, molecular function: chondroitin 6-sulfotransferase activity; N-acetylglucosamine 6-O-sulfotransferase activity.